UGUUUUCGCCCCUCCCAAAUAUCUGCCAAAGUGAAACUAAACUACUGCAUUUAAAGACAUUCUGCACCAUGAAAAAAUACAGUUGUUCUCAUCGAAGCCUUAAACGAAGGAGGAAACUUUAUUGAAGAUAAUAACCAUUUCUAAAGAGAGGAACACACAGGGUUUUGCUCCCAGUUUACAUUUUAAAGAUAUUUUCAGCAAUGGGCAAUAGUCAGUUGUCUCUAAAAGAACAUGGCUACACUCUGGUGAAGGAAGAGGAGAAUAAGAUCCUGGUGAAAAAUGAAGCUGGUGAUCAGUUUGUCGUUAAAAAGAUGAGCACUAACCAGGAUGAAUCAAUGUUCCUCCCAGAUCUCAAUCACCCACACAUCGUCCAGUACAAGGAAUUUAUCAAAGUUUCUGACUGUCUGUAUCUUGUACUGGAGCACUGUGAAGGUGGAGAUCUCGCUCAGAAAAUCAAAAACAAAAACAAGGAAAAUGUCACGUUUUCUGAAAAUGAGAUUCUGGACUGGAUUGUGAAGAUCUGCAUGGCUUUAAAGUAUCUGCAUGAUCAAAAGAUCCUGCAUAAAAACCUGCGACCCGAGAGUAUAUUCUUCACUACAUGUGGAACCAUCCGUCUUGGAGAGUUUGGAGUGGUCCAUCAACGAUCCAUUGAAGGACAAACAGUUGAAGAUGGACCUUCUUCAUAUAUUGCACCUGAGAUUUUGAAUGACAAACCUUAUGGGGAAAAAACUGAAAUAUGGAGCCUGGGAUGUGUCAUCUACGAGUUGUGCACGCUGAAAUGUGCGUUUCCUGCAAUAAUCACAGUUGAGAAUGUUAAAAAGAUACUCACAUCCUCCUAUGAAGCUCUUCCCAAGACCUUAUCUGAGGAUCUUCGCCAGCUGGUAUCAGACACAAUUCAGUCCGAUCCGGUGAAACGCCCGUCUGUCAGCGAGAUCUUGACCAGACCUUUCAUCAUUAAAUAUCUUCAUGAAAAGAACAUGCAAACUAUUAAGACACUUUAUAGGACGCUAGAGGAACUGAGAGCCCUGGCUGAUGGUUUGGAAAGAGUCCAUUUCAACACAACUGUAGGCAGUCUCACAGGAGGUGUCGUAGGACUGGCUGGAGGAAUCGCAUCUGUAGCUGGACUUGUUCUCUCUCCGUUCACACUCGGAGCGUCUCUGGUAGUAACAGGGGUGGGAAUCGGUACGGCAGUAGCUGGAGGAGUAACAGCUGGUGCCAGCAACAUAACAAACAUGGUUAACCAUAAAACAAGCCGGCAAAAGAUCAAAAUGCUCAUAAAAGAGUUCCAAGAAAAAAUCACCUCCACAGUUUGCUGCAUCCAAAACAUCCAAAUAGCUGUGGAAACUUUAGAAAGACAGUUUUCCACAAGUGAUCAGUCGUCUAUCAAUGCACAACCUGGGGCAAAUGCUGGAGCUCGACUUGGACGAGGACUGGGAGAAAUUCCGGAGCUUCUACGUGUAAUUGAAGUCGUAAAUGUUGGGAAGGUUGCAGCUCAGACUGAGAGAGCCGUUCGUGUGGCUGAAGCAGCUACUGGAGUUUUGACUGCACUUUUUGUAGCUGUUAACAUCUUCUUUGUUUUUCUCGACUCCAGAGAAAUUCACAAGAUCCGCCAAGAUUACGCUUUAAGAGAGAGUCAACGAAAAUCAGAUUCUACCAGCAACCAAAGCACUGGGUCGACUAACCAGACGUCAAAUAACAGCGACACAACAAACCUGCUGCCUUCAAACACUCAACAAGCAGAAGAGCUGAAGUCUGAGACCAUGAAAUUUGUGACAAAAAUAAAGGAGACGACAGAGGAGCUUCAGAAGAUUCUGGAUACACUGCGAGAUGCACUGCAGCCAUUCUCUGAGCUGCCAAACAAUGACAACUAAACUUGUUAGUCAAGUUCUCCAGUCAUAGAUUAAUUAUAGUUGCAGCAAAGUUAGGUGAUGAAUAUGUAUCUAUUCUGGAAUUAUUCUGGAUAUUCUUGAUUUUUAUGAUGAAAUAUCUAAAUUAAUAUUGCUGGUUUCAAUAAUGCUUAGAAACCUUUUGAGAAGUAAUAAAGUAAGCUUGCUGCACUUCCAUUUAAUUAUCUUAAGAAUUUGUGUUAGGACUUCUUGCCUUAAUUUCCUCGAUGUUUUAGAAAUCAGAAAACAUAAGCAUACAAUAUUUUCCUUUUUUCUUCCUGUAUACAGUGGCUGCUUAUUGUACUUUUCCUUCACUUGUACAGAAAUAAAUAUAUCAGAAAUCCAAA
This is a messenger RNA of Carassius auratus (goldfish), 2233 nucleotides long. RefSeq names its product serine/threonine-protein kinase PLK4. The record is from RefSeq and is a predicted model, not a curated record. Gene Ontology annotation, molecular function: ATP binding; protein kinase activity; lipid binding. Lineage: Eukaryota; Metazoa; Chordata; Actinopteri; Cypriniformes; Cyprinidae. Gene Ontology annotation, cellular component: extracellular region. Gene Ontology annotation, biological process: lipoprotein metabolic process; protein phosphorylation; lipid transport. The transcript is spliced from 10 exons. The coding region runs from base 201 to 1871 and encodes 556 amino acids.